Messenger RNA from Chara braunii, 1122 nucleotides. The record is from the annotation of a GenBank genome assembly. NCBI's taxonomy places the organism in Eukaryota, Viridiplantae, Streptophyta, Charophyceae, Charales, Characeae.
CCGUCGCAUUCGUGUUUCCUUCAUCGGACACUUCACUCGUCGUGUUUCAACGCCGCAUCGAAGAUCUUCUAUCCUCCGCAGGUUGUUCCCGCGGUCCUCGCCGCAAGUUAAGUUUCUCCCAUCAUGAAGUCGACCAUGACGGUGGUUGCGGCGUUCUGCCUGCUGGUGCUGCUGGCUUUCCCGGCCAUUGUGUCGGGGUGGUGCCUGGAUGAUACGGACCACGACCCGAACACGAGGAGGAAGAUCGACUGCCGCAAGAAUCCCGACGCUGCAGGGUCCCAACGGGCCUGCCAGAGUCUGUGCUAUGCGGAAUCCUGGUGCCAAGGCACCGUCUGGAUUGGAAGCCCAGCCCAUUGGGUCAAGGGCAAGUACUGCUGCUUCCUCAAGGACAGGUACAAUCCAAGCGCUCUCAAGAGCCAAAAGCACCGCAGGUACUGCAGGAGAGGCUACUGACUGAUGGGAUUUAACGGACCAGUCUGAGCCAAUCCUACUGGUGGCUAGCGGUGGCCAAAACCAUGAUUAGUGACGCGGCUGGAGGGGACAGCGUGAUGAAGGCAAGUAAUUAACGGUGGUUAACGGCAGCAGCAACGGCUGUCACCGUUUGUUAACCGCGGACGGCGGUUAACAGCCGAGGCAAACACAACGUGGCAGCACUCUAAGUCACCGUUUGUUAACCGCGGACGGCGGUUAACAGGUCCCAACGCUGGACACACUGUAAGCUUUUUUACUGCGUGUGUGUGUGUGUGUCAUCCGUUAGGACUGAUGUCAAUCCAUGUCGUAACGGAACGUAAAGGUACGUAACGGAACGGAAGGGCUAGGUGCAACGGCUGUCACCCGACAGAAAGACUUGUGCCCCCUGAGUGCUGCAUAAGGAUAUUGACGAGGAUACCCGUCAACAUAGGUGGGUUAACUGGGGAGACAUCGUUGGGACAUGGUUAUCAUCAUCACACCGUCAUCAUCGUAGUACACACGCAGAAAGUGAGAAGGGAUAGAGAGGUGAACGACCACGAUCAUCAGGACAGAGUCUGUUUCCUUAUGCUAGCGGAGGUCAAGACGAGGUUGAAGGAACUUCAAGGAAGAAGUCAUGCAGUACAUAUAUGAACGCCUGAUGUGCUUCACAGC